Bubalus bubalis (water buffalo) is the source of this 2942-nucleotide messenger RNA. Its product is annotated as butyrophilin subfamily 3 member A2-like. The transcript is spliced from 10 exons. Gene Ontology annotation, biological process: T cell receptor signaling pathway; regulation of cytokine production. The record is from RefSeq and is a predicted model, not a curated record. NCBI's taxonomy places the organism in Eukaryota, Metazoa, Chordata, Mammalia, Artiodactyla, Bovidae. The coding region runs from base 368 to 1999 and encodes 543 amino acids. Gene Ontology annotation, molecular function: signaling receptor binding. Gene Ontology annotation, cellular component: external side of plasma membrane.
GUUUUGAAUAUGUUGGCAAGAUAGAGGAGAAUUGCACUGCUGAGAAUUUCCCGAGCAGGGGCCAUCUUUCUUCUAGUUCUCUGAAACCCUUUAAAAAAAAACCUAAGGCUUCCUUCAGGACCCCAAGGUUUCUAACGUCUGGUCUUCCCCUGGCAUCUUGGAGCAAGUAUCACAGGAGACACCUGCAGGCAGCCCACAGAGGGGCACCUGGAGGGACGACAAAGAGCAUGGAUUCCUGGUGCCUGUGGCAGCGUCAGUGAGAACUUCCAGGAUGCCUUCAUCCCCCUAAGAAGAACUUAGAAGACGUGAACAAUCUGUCUAUUUUCAGGACUCCCUCAAUGUUAUACUGUUCUGUACUCUGGAGAAGAUGGUGUGUUCCCUGGCCUUCUCUCUGCUAAGAGACCUUUUUCUGAUCCUGCUUUUCCAGCUGUCCAUGAGGGGCUCAGAUUCCUUUUCGGUGACUGGCCCCUCGGAACCCAUCGUGGCCAUGCUGGGUGCAGACACGGUGCUGCCCUGCCGUGUGUACCCAGCCAUGAAUGUGGAGAAUAUGGAGAUCCGGUGGUUUCGCAAUCAGUUCUCAGAGGCUGUGUUUGUGUAUCAGAAUGGAAUGGAGCAGGUGGGAGAACAACUAGUAGAUUUCAAAGGGAGAGCUGAGUUGGUGAAAGACUACAUCACCGAGGGAAGAGUAGCUGUGAGAAUCCACAGCCUCCGGGUCUCAGACAAUGGAAUGUACAAGUGCUUUUUUAAAAAAGGAACUGAUUUCGAAGAAGCCAUUUUGGAGCUAAAGGUGAUAGGUCUAGGUUCUGGUCCUCGUGUUUUCUUGGUGGGUCCAGAAGAUGGAGGAAUAAGGUUGAAGUGCACAGGCAAGGGAUGGUUUCCCCAGCCUGAAGUACAAUGGGAAGAUGUGAAGGGAAAGAAGAUCCCAUCUGUCUCUGAGGACGAGACACAAGAUGAUGAUGGCUUGUUUCAGAUUGAGGCAUCCCUCAUUGUGAGAGACAGCUCAAUGACACAAGUGUCCUGUUCCAUGAAGAACCCCUUCUUUGGACAAGAGCAAGUGGAAACCAUUUUUAUCCCAGAAUCCUUCUUCCCUAGGCCCUCUCCUUGGAAGGCAGCAUUUGCUGUGACUUUGGUGAUACUUGGGAUUUCAGCUGGUGCUAUUGUAUAUUUGGCCUGGAAAGAACGACAGGGAAAGAAGAAGCUAUCAAAAGUCGAGGAAGAAAAGAAGGAAGAAAGUACAUCUAAAGAAUCACUUAAGAGAGAGCUUGCCAGAAGGAAAGAGUUAUAUCAGCAAGACUGGAGAAAAGCUGAGUUAUAUGCUGACUGGAGGAAGGAACAGUUCAAAGCAGUGGCUUUCACUCUGGAUCCGAAAACAGCUCACCCCAACCUCGUCUUAUCUGAGAACAAUCAACACAUUUCUUUAAAAAAUAAUGUUUCCCAGAAUGGUGAUGCCUCAACACACGAAGAUCAAGGGGUUUCUGAAGCCAUCUUCAGUGUUCUGGGAGAUAAGUCCUUCACCCAGAGGGACAUGGAGAGACAAUACUGGGAGGUAGAAGUAAAUACGAGGACAGAAGCUGGAUCUACAACUCGAUGUGCUCUGGGCAUUUGCUCAGAGACAGCAAAGAGAGAGGGCUGGUUUGUAGAAAGUCCAGAUAAGAAUUUUUGGGUUUUGGUACACGAGGAAGGAAAAGUCCUAUUUCCCAACUCCCAGAAAAACUCUCCAUCGCUUAGGCAGCAGCCCCGCAGGAUAGGAGUUUUCCUGGAUUGGGAAGAUGGGAACCUGUCCUUUUAUAACAUGGCCGAUGGGUCCCACAUCUAUUCUUUUACUGGCAUCACCUUCUGUGGGACGCUUUUUCCUUAUUUUAGCCUUCGGGGUACUGGCGCAUCUUUGACCAUCUGCUCAACUUCAGAUCACCCUGAGAAUUGUCCUGACUCUUCUCCAAAGACCUCUCUAACUCAUUUAAGUAGUAGUGUCCCCCAAGAAGCUAACUCUCUGUUAUAAGAAGUGAAUGUCAGCACCUCCGCUGCCUCUGUUCAGGCUUCUUACAGGUAUGUUGUCCAAGAAAGCUGUCCUUCUUGAAGAGUAGGUCAUUCUCAUUAGGUAUAAACUACCCCCUUUCAAAGAGAGAUAGAGGGAGAAAGAGAAAUGGACAGCUAAAAUGUCUGGGGGAAUUUCCUCUAGUGUUAUCUUUGGGGAAGUACUUGAUGUGGGCAGCAAUGAUUUGUUACAAGGAAACUCCAAGGAAACAUAUGGGCCUUUCUUAAGUUCUAGUACUUAUUGUGUUUUGAAGUAAAGAUGUUUAAAGCUACAUUUAAAGUGAAAAUCUCUGUUGUCACUAUUUUUGUUAUCAAAUAUGGAGGAGGGUUGUUGUUGCUCUUUAGUUGUUAAGUCAUGUCCAGCUCUUUUGUGACCACAGGGACUGCAGCCAACCAGACUUCUUUGCCAUGCAAUUUCACAGGCAAGAAUACUGGAGUGGGUUGCCGUUCCCUUCUCUAGGGGAUCUUUCUGACCCAGGUAUCAAACUGACAUCUCCUGCAUCUUCUGCAUUGGCAGGCAGAUUCUUGACCACUGAGCCACCUGGGAAGCCAAGGAGUUGGGAGUGAUGUUUAAAGGGGAGGGUACCAGUUGAAUACUACUGUUGGAGAUACAGACAUCUACUCAAGUCUUUUAUAGGUAUUGGCUCAGCUUGUCCUUUCUUCAGGCUUUAGUGUCCAUCAGCUCCUAAAGUUGGACUUUGCCAAGGUGUGGAGAAGAUUGAUAAAUAGCUGUAAAACAAUUUCAACAGGAGACCAAGCCUUCUGGGAAGGAAGAGCCCCUCUCCCCUCUUUUAAACAAGUUCUUACUGAUCAGCAAGUUCAGAAUUGUAUGUGAAUAAAAAAGAAAUGAAUGUUGCAAUUUAUAUUUUCAGAGAAAAAAUAAACUGUCAAAGGAAUGAAGAAACAUC